Messenger RNA from Ciona intestinalis (vase tunicate), 1653 nucleotides. Lineage: Eukaryota; Metazoa; Chordata; Ascidiacea; Phlebobranchia; Cionidae. The record is from RefSeq.
GUAAAAGUUAAAAACUUCCAAUAUGAGUGAAACACUAGGUGAAACGGUGAGCAAUGCUAUCAACAACUUUGUCAACGAAACUUUCCAAAAAUCAAACUCAUCGGCUAAAAUACCUGCCACACCAGAAGGCAAACUAGUUGCGUACACUGCUCUUAUUUCUAUGGCUGUUGUUCCUAUUAUUAUUGGGGCUUACAGAUCAGUUGCAUAUCUUGAGAAACAAAAGUUGACGGGUGAAAAACCAGACACAAUCACGAAAGAUGAUGCCAUGAAAUUUCCUCUCGUUGCAAGUUGCAUGUUGUUUGGUAUUUAUGUCUUCUUCAAGCUCUUCUCACAAGAUCAUAUUAACAUCCUCGUCAGUUUCUAUUUCUUUAUCCUCGGUAUCUUUGCUAUGGCUCACAUUAUUGGACCAUACGUUGAGAAAUUGAUUCCAGCUUCAUUUCCAAACUUGCCCUAUCAUUUACAUCUUACUGAGGGAAGUGAAGAGAAUAAAUCCGUUUUAUUGGACUUGGAUUUUGAUCGUAAAUAUGUUGUUUCUAUUGCUUUGUUUGGUCUUGUCUCUGGAUGGUAUGCAGUAAAAAAGCACUGGUUGGCAAACAAUCUAAUUGGUCUUUGCUUCGCCAUGAACGGUGUAGAAUUGUUGCAACUUAGCAGUAUUGGGACUGGAUGCAUCUUAUUAAUUGGUUUGUUUUUCUAUGAUGUCUUCUGGGUGUUUGGCACCAACGUGAUGGUACAAGUGGCCAAGAAAUUUGAUGCUCCAAUCAAACUGGUUUUCCCCCAAGAUUUUCUUGUAGAAGGAGUGUUUGGAAAGAACAUGGCAAUGUUGGGUUUGGGGGAUAUUGUUAUUCCAGGAAUUUUCAUUGCCCUUCUGCUGCGCUUUGAUAAGAGUUUAAAAAGGGACAAGAAUCUGUAUUUCAACUCUGGCAUGAUCGCUUACUUCACUGGAUUGUUAACCACUAUUAUUGUAAUGACCGUGUUCAACCACGCCCAACCUGCUUUGCUAUACCUUGUCCCUGCUUGUAUAUCUGUACCAUUAGGUGUAGCUUUCUAUAAAGGAGAUUUGGAAGCGAUGUUCAGUUAUUCGGAUGAAAAAAGUGAGAAAACCGAACCUGAAAAACAAGAAGACACCAAAAAAUCGGACUGAGUUGACCAAUAUUGCCGAAUGUAAAUUAUUAUUUUAGAAACAUGGAAAACGUCCUGUUGCAGUGUGUAGUUGUUGUUUUUGUUGUUUAUUCUACACACAUUGUAUUUGUUGUGAAAUAUCUCUGUAUGGUUUGUGGGAAUCUAUACCAAUCUGUCUACAGGUUCAAAUUUAAAUUCUGUUUAAAAAUUGUUGCCAUACUUUAUCUUUGCACUAGUUGCAUUUUAAUCUUGCCUAUAAGUCUAUCAAGAUAGAAAUGUGUAUUCGAUAACUGUACAAUACGAGUUGAUGUUGUUGGAAUAGCUAUUUGGGGUUUGAUUUACCAAAAAAAUAUUUUUUUGUUUUAAGUAUGGCUGUACCUUUUUUAUGAAUGAAUUUGUAAACUUUGCGGGAAACGAUUUUACUUUUUAUCGAUGAGUGGCUCGUUCUGCCACAGGUGAUUAGUGCAAUGUCGGUUGUUGCCUUUUUGUAGAAUUACGCGCCAAGAAAAAGUAAAAUGAAAAAAAAGGGUUGUA